This is a messenger RNA of Colletotrichum truncatum, 1197 nucleotides long. RefSeq lists its product as uncharacterized. The record is from RefSeq and is a predicted model, not a curated record. Lineage: Eukaryota; Fungi; Ascomycota; Sordariomycetes; Glomerellales; Glomerellaceae.
AUGUUGUACGCUGCUACGGUGUUUGUCAUGGCACAUUAUGGAGAAGGUUAUCAUGCAUGGGAGCUGAGCAAAGAGUCCUACCGAGAAAUCAUGCGGUGGCUGUAUGCAAGCUCCGUCAUCUAUUGUCCGGCUGCCUAUUUCACGAAGGUUACCCUGCUUCUCCUCGAGGCGCGAGUCUUUGCGGUCCACGCGAGUGUCGCACGAGGUAUCCAUAUCUUCAUCAUCCUCUUGCUUGUCUGUUACAUUCCGAUACAGACGCUUAAGACUAUCAUCUGCAUACCUAUAUCGGCAUUUUGGAAUCCCCAUACACUGAACCCGAAAUGUCUCAACCAGCGCAAAAUCUUUAUCGCCGAUCUCAGUCUCGCCAUCAUAACCGACUUUGUCAUUCUAAUCCUCCCGAUACCAUUACUCUGGGGGUUGAGGAUGUCGUUCCGCAAGAAACUAAAGAUCCUUGUACUGCUGGGUGCUGGAGGAGUUGCAACGGCUGUGACGGUGUAUCGGAUGUACUUGGUUGUCUUGUUUCUCUCAUCCGUAGAUGUCACCGCGGAUUUUGUUGUUUUGGAUCUUGUGACGUCACUUGAACUCGUCAUAGGCGUUGUAUGCGCAUGCCUGCCAUCCAUGAAUAUCCUCUACGAACGAUUACGCAGGGGUGAGCCGGCAAAGGCUUGUAGCCUGCCGCAGAAGGCCAGUGAUUACCGAAAAAGAAGCGACAAUUCGUCAUACUGGUGGAGUAUGAUGACGGGAAAGCCUUCGAAACCCGCACGGACCGACGUAGCCACGAUUACAGAGGCAGCACGAAGUCCCAAUAACGCUACAACUUUUGAUACCGAGCUUGCAAUUCUUAGUGGUCAUCCCAUGGGAGUUCGUUCCCCUAUUUUGGAGCCGGAAAAGAACCCAAUUUCGGUACAGUGUGAGGACGAAUGGGCCUAUAACCCACGAGCAAACUCAAUGGAUGGACGUCGUGAAGGGUGGCUGGCACCGGGUGGCGAGAGUUCGACGCAAGGGACAUCCCCGGCCAGAUCAUUAAACUGGCAGCACCACGAGCUUGAGGCAAGAAAGUCUUGGGAAGCUGUGUGGGAAAGAGCUAUACCUCCGGACGGCUUAAGUCCCGUGGUAGAAGAUGAUGACGGAAAACCUCCUCAAUCAAAACCGACAACCCACAAUCUACCCAGCUGGGAGGAUGUGGUACGCCGAUGA